Molecule: messenger RNA, 1439 nt
Organism: Brachypodium distachyon (stiff brome)
Lineage: Eukaryota; Viridiplantae; Streptophyta; Magnoliopsida; Poales; Poaceae
Product: peroxidase 2
Exons: 2
Coding region: 143-1189 (348 amino acids)
Biological process (GO): hydrogen peroxide catabolic process; response to oxidative stress
Cellular component (GO): plasmodesma; plant-type cell wall
Molecular function (GO): heme binding; peroxidase activity
Source: RefSeq, a predicted model, not a curated record
CUCCAACCUUGAGCUCAGCACAUCACACCACAAAGCAGCUAACAAGCAGAGCUUAGCUAAGCUUCUCUCCGAUCAACAAGCUAAGCUAGAUAGGUCGCGGCGUAGUUUAGUCGCGCCGAUCGAAAGUAGGAUCAACGAGGACAUGAGGCUCUCGGUGGCUCUCCUGUGCGCCCUGGUGGCCAUCCAGGCGGCGCUCCUUGUCGCGCCGUCGGAGGCCGGCGAGUUGCAGGUCGGGUACUACGACAAGAAAUGCAGGGGCGUGGAGAACGUCGUCAAGUGGCACAUCAUCAAGGCCCUCAAGGUGAACCGCCGCACCGGCGCCGCCCUCGUCCGCCUCCUCUUCCACGACUGCUUCGUCAGGGGGUGCGAUGGCUCUGUCCUCCUUGACGCGUCCGCGGAGAACCCUCACCCAGAGAAGGAGGCCGCGGUGAACAUCGGGCUAGCCGCCUUCGACCUCCUGGAGGAGAUCAAGGCGGCCGUGGAGCACAGAUGCCCCGGCGUGGUGUCCUGCUCGGACAUCCUCAUCUACGCGGCCCGCGACGCGGCCAGCAUCCUCAGCAACGGGAACAUCCACUUCGACGUCUCCGCGGGCCGCCUCGACGGGCUCGUCUCCUCGGCCCACGAGGCCCAGCAGGAGCUCCCGGACUCCACCAUGACCGUGCAGCAGCUCAUCGACAACUUCGCCCGCAAGGACUUCGACGUGGAGGAGCUCGUCAUCCUGUCCGGCGCGCACUCCAUCGGCGUGGGCCACUGCUCCUCCUUCACGGGCCGCCUCGCCGCGCCGGCCCAGCAGAUCGACCCGGCCUACCGCGGCCUGCUCAACUACAAGUGCGCCGGCCAUGGCAAUGGCAACCCGGCCGUGGUCAACAACGUCCGCGACGAGGACUACGAGGCCGUGGCCAAGUUCAUGCCGGGGUUCACCAGCCGGGUGAGGAAGAUCAGCGACUUCCUGGACAACAGCUACUACCACAACAACCUUGCCAGGAUCGUCACCUUCAACUCCGACUGGCAGCUGCUCACGCAGAAGGAGGCGCUGGGCCACGUCCGCGAGUACGCUGAGAACGCCACGCUCUGGGACGGGGACUUCUCCGAGUCGCUGCUCAAGCUCAGCAAGCUGCCCAUGCCGGCCGGGAGCAAGGGCGGGAUCAGGAAGAAGUGCAGCAUUGUCAGCCACACGCUGCCGUACUGAUAAAUCGUAGAGUACGUGCAGGGUGGCGGGACGGCGGGCGAGAGAUGGAUUCAUGGAAAAAAGGAGCCUGUUGCGUGUGUGGACUAGCUUGGAGUUCAAUAAUGUCGUGGAUUGAUUGCUUUGUCGACGCUCUAUCCAUUCUUUUGAUUCCCAUUGGUUGUACUUAACUUGUGUGUUUCUGAUCAGCUCUUUUAAUUUGUUCUACAUAAUUAUAAAUGUAUAUUUGCAAUAAAGCUAUACGUUCUUGCAA